Vigna radiata var. radiata (mung bean) is the source of this 652-nucleotide messenger RNA. Its product is annotated as repetitive proline-rich cell wall protein 1-like. The record is from RefSeq and is a predicted model, not a curated record. NCBI's taxonomy places the organism in Eukaryota, Viridiplantae, Streptophyta, Magnoliopsida, Fabales, Fabaceae. The transcript has a single exon. The coding region runs from base 25 to 552 and encodes 175 amino acids.
CAUAAGACUAGGGAAUAGUAGAGAAUGGAAAUCUCAGGUGAGUCAAGGCACUUGCCUCCACUCAUCUAUGGUGUAGUCUUCUGCAUAAUUUCUACCAUGGUUGCUGCUGAUUAUCCUUACUAUGGUGGAGGCCAACCAUACAACAAUCCAUAUUACAAACCCUAUGAACCCAAAUAUCCUAAUUAUGAUCCAUAUUACUACAAAUCUCCACCUCCUUACUAUCAACCCAAAUACCCUCCUUAUAAUGAACCCAAAUAUCCUCCAUAUUACUACAAAUCUCCACCACCUCCACGAUAUGAAUACAAGCCACCUCCAUAUAACUACAAACCUCCAUACAAUGAAUACAAACCACCUCCAUACAACUACUACAAACCUCCAUACAACUACUACAAACCUCCAUACAACUACUACAAACCUCCUCCCUAUGAAUACAAGCCACCACCAUAUUUUUAUAAACCCACAUAUCCAGAAUACAAGCCCCCAUCUGAAUACAAGCCUCCAUCUUCUCCUCCAUAUGAAUACAAACCACCACAAUCUCCUCCCUAUAAAUAGAAAUCUCCACCCCCACCAUCUCUCUCGCCACCUCCUCUAUCACCUUCACCUUCACCACCUCUUCCAUCCAUUACUGCCAGUCUUCAACAACUAUUAUUUU